Messenger RNA from Rhincodon typus (whale shark), 3135 nucleotides. It is a transcript of the gene wdr36, whose product is annotated as WD repeat domain 36. The record is from RefSeq and is a predicted model, not a curated record. The transcript is spliced from 26 exons. Gene Ontology annotation, cellular component: Pwp2p-containing subcomplex of 90S preribosome; small-subunit processome. Gene Ontology annotation, molecular function: protein binding. Gene Ontology annotation, biological process: rRNA processing. Lineage: Eukaryota; Metazoa; Chordata; Chondrichthyes; Orectolobiformes; Rhincodontidae. Bases 1 to 3135 code for a protein of 1044 amino acids.
AUGAUUAUUAAGGAUGAGAUUGUGGACUACUUGGAAGUAUGUGUGUCGCCAAAUGCCCUGUGGGAUGUGGUCCAGGAGUUUGACGAUGAUUCCUUCAAAGAGUUCAUUCAAUCCGAAGGUGAACCAUCAGCAGACACGUACCAUACAGCAGCAUAUUUUCUCAUACUUUUUCUCAUGCUAAGGAAGAUAGUUGGCUUUGCACCUGGUGACUCACACAUGCACCUCGUCAAAUACCUUCUGGAAGACCAGAAAUACAAUAUCUACAGGACCCCUAUUUUCCACUUUGCUUAUUACAUCAUCAAAGUACUCCAAUGGGGAUCGGUGGGAAGGUUUACAGCGCUACACUUGCAGCCGUUCAGCGAUUGGGCAUUGCCGGUUAUUGACGGCGUGCAGCCGGUGGUCUGGAGGCCCGGAGCUGUUGAACGACCAGAGUCUCAUUCUCAGGUUCAUCCAUCAGCCAGGAGGAUGUCGCGUAGUAAAGGAAGCAACAUUUUCAGCGGAUACCGGGCCCUGGCUCUUUACUGUAACCAGGUCCCGCACGUGGUCCGUUUCCACCAGCGACACCGAGAGUUUUAUCUCGUCACAGCCGUGGGGGCUGCUUUUCACACUUACAAUGUGAAAAAACUUGGAAUUGUUGCAGUUAGUAAUGCACUUCCUGAAGACAUCACUUGUCUGGCAGCAGACCGAAUGCUUGUGUUUGCAGCUCAUGGCAACUCCGUCAAAGCAUUUGCUAGAAACAAAGAGAUUGUGCACUCGUAUAAAGGACAUAAUUCAGAGGUCCACCUCCUGUUGCCAUUUGGUGAUCAUGUGAUUUCAGUGGAUCGUGAUAACAAGCUCAUAGUUUGGGAUGUGCAAUCAGAGGAGGAAUAUCUUCAAUUGAAUUUUGACAAAAUCACGUUUGCAAUUUCUGCCCUUUUGCAUCCAAGUACCUAUAUCAACAAAAUUCUACUUGGCAGCCAACAAGGGAGUCUUCAGCUAUGGAAUAUCAAGUCCAACAAACUUUUGUAUACGUUUCAAGGUUGGGGCUCAGGAGUAUCAGCGCUUCAACAGGCACCAGCUGUGGAUGUAGUUGCUGUCGGCCUCCUAUCUGGUCAGAUAAUUAUUCAUAAUUUGAAAUACGAUGAGAUGUUGAUGAAAUUCCAACAAGAUUGGGGACCAAUCACGGCAAUCUCAUUUCGUACAGAUGGUUAUCCAGUGAUGGCAGCUGGGAGCCCUGUUGGUCAUAUUGGACUAUGGGAUUUGGAAGAAAAGAAACUGAUUGCUCAAAUGAGGGAAACCCAUACAACAGCAGUUACAGGAGUAACAUUUGUUCAUGGAGAACCACUUCUCAUUACCACCGGUGAAGACAAUGCAAUUCGGGUCUGGAUUUUUGAUGCUCCAGAAGGUGGAGGUCGACUUUUACGUUGCCGUAUGGGUCACAGUGCCCCUCCGACUAAAUUAAAAUAUCAUGGAUCUGAUGGACAAAAUAUUCUUAGCUCUGGGCGUGAUGGAACUUUGCAGUCAUUUUCCACUAUUCAUGAACGUUUUAAUAAGAGUUUAGGACAUGGUUCAAUUAAUAAAAAGAAGUCCAAAAAGAAAGGUUUGAGAUAUGACACCAGGAAGCUACCACCUAUUACUACAUUUGCUUCAGAAACAGCACGUCAGAGUUAUUGGGAUGGAAUUGUUGCCUGCCAUCAAGGGUAUCUAAUCAGCACAACGUGGAAUUACCAGAAAACCUCUAUGGGAGCACAUAAAUUCGACCCUAGACCAUUUCUUAACGAUUGUACGCUGGAUGUAUAUUCCAUGGCUGUGGAUAUUACAUCUUGUGGAAAUUUUGCUGUUGUUGGCCUUUCUUCAGGCCAUGUGGAUGUAUAUAACUUGCAAUCAGGCAUCCACAGAGGACAGUAUGGUAAAGAAAAGGCUCAUGAAGGCCAGAUCCGAGGGGUUGCUGUUGAUGGACUGAAUCAGCUCACAAUUACUGCUGGUGGGGAUAAAAUGAUCAAAUUUUGGAAGUUUAAAUCAAAGGAAUUGAUUUACACAACAACACUAGAUGCAUCGCCAACUAGCAUUUUGCUACAUAGAAACAGUGGCAUGUUGGCUGUUGCUAUGGAUGAUUUCAGGAUAGUGGUUCUUGAUAGUGAAACAAGGAAGUUUGUGAGAAGAUUCACUGGACAUCAGAAUCAAAUAAAUGAUAUGACUUUUAAUCCAGAUGGUCGUUGGUUAAUUUCUGCAUCGAUGGACUGCACCAUUAGGACCUGGGAUCUCCCAUCAGGAUGCCUAAUAGACUGCUUCUUGGUUGAUUCAGCAGCGGUCAGUAUUACCAUGUCCCCCACUGGAGACUUCCUGGCUUCUGCUCAUGUGGAUGAUUUGGGAAUUUACCUCUGGUCCAACAAGACGCUGUAUAAUGUUAUUUCCCUUCGACCACUGCCUGCCGAUUACCAACCUUCUUUUGUAAUGCUUCCUGGAGUAUGCCAACAACAAGAAUUGGAGGCUUCAGACAUUGAAGAGGAAGUAGAAGACCAGAUGAUAGAAUAUGAUUCAGCUGAACAGCUCGGAGAGCAGUUGGUUACACUCUCAUUGCUUCCAGAAUCACGCUGGAAAAAUCUCCUCAACCUCGACAUUAUCAAGAAAAGAAAUCGACCUAAAGAACCACCUAAAGUGCCCAAAUCCGUUCCCUUCUUUAUUCCAACUAUUCCUGGCCUUGUCACUCAUUUUGCUGCUGAACAACAACAAACCACUGAGGAUCAGUCCAAAGUGGUAAAUCUGGGCGUGUUGACUCAAAAGACAGAAUUGUAUUUGCAGCUGGAAAGUGCUCUAAACACCAACAGUUAUGACCAUGCAGUUAAACUUAUGAAAGAAAUGGGACCAUCAAAUAUUGACAUUGAGCUGAGGGGCUUGGCCCCAGAUGGAGGCGGUUCUUUGGAGGUUAUGCUGAGCUUUCUGCAAAUGAUUGGCAACAUGCUUCAUAGCAAGCGUGAUUUUGAAUUGGCUCAGGCCUACCUGGCAUUGUACUUGAAGAGUUACAAAUUAGUGACAGUUUUAGGUGCAAAACACGUGGAGAACCGUUUCCAGUUCCAAAGUUACCGCUGUGAGUAUCUAUAUUGGGCCAUAAACAGCAGUGUCUACAAGAAUAUUGAUAUUGAUUCUGUCAUCUGA